Messenger RNA from Trypanosoma brucei brucei TREU927, 552 nucleotides. RefSeq lists its product as hypothetical. The coding region runs from base 1 to 552 and encodes 183 amino acids. The transcript has a single exon. The record is from RefSeq and is a predicted model, not a curated record. Lineage: Eukaryota; Euglenozoa; Kinetoplastea; Trypanosomatida; Trypanosomatidae.
AUGGGCCCACCUCCAAACCGACCUUACGAAAGCAGGUCGCGCCUAAGGCAUCUUCUCCCCGCACAGCGGUGGGCCACAGAGACGGCCCAUGUCUCACUACCUGCCGCUUGGAAAGCAAUGACGUCCAGUAUUUCCCGAUGUUUCAGAGCGCCUCGAAGAGAUGCCCUUAGCUUCAAAUCCUUCUGGAGUAGAGGGCAGGGGACACAAAUGUCGUCGUCGGUCCUUGACCCGCGAGCCUCGGGCGAUCGCUUGGUUGUAUUUUUUAGCGUUUGCGCGGCCAAUUCGCAGUCGUUCCGCUCUCGCUGCCCCCUUGCGCUCCGGCUUUGUUAUCUUUUCAACUUUUCUUUCCCCACGAAAAUAAUGGGCGAACCCGGGCACGCGCUGAUGUUAUUGCGCGUUCCUCUAUAUUUCGAUUCCGUUUUCGGAUUGCAUCCAUACUUAUUCGGUGAGUUUUACCAUGCCGCAACACCGGAGGGGAGGGGCUCUUACUCCGAGCGUAUCACUGGAUUGUUAACUCUCCUCGUCCCAAAUUCGGGGGCGGGGGUGCUGUGA